Vitis vinifera (wine grape) is the source of this 1421-nucleotide messenger RNA. RefSeq lists its product as uncharacterized. The record is from RefSeq and is a predicted model, not a curated record. Bases 228 to 1139 code for a protein of 303 amino acids. The transcript has a single exon. Lineage: Eukaryota; Viridiplantae; Streptophyta; Magnoliopsida; Vitales; Vitaceae.
GUGCCCUCCAUUUCUUUCUCUCUCUCUCUCUCUCUCACUCUCGAUUUUAAUAAAUAUAUAUCACAAAACUCCAUUAAGCACCCAACCCCAGCUCCAGCUCCACCCCCCAGCUUUCAUGAAAUUUCUUUUGAAAGUUUGGUGAUUUUUGUCUUAGUGGGAUGGGAAUUGGGAAGAAAUGGUGAAUGAAUUGCAGAAGAAAGAGCAAGGGUUUUGAUGCUGAAUUCUAAAUGAGGUGUAAGAAACAUCCAACGGACCUGAGCAGCGGCGUCGGCGUCUGCGCAUCGUGUCUCCGGGAGCGUCUCUUCUCGCUGAUCGCCGCACAGGCCGAGGCACAGGCGAGGGCGCAGGCACAGGGGCGGCUCGCCGAGGAUCGCCGCAAAUCUGAUACGCAUCCGCCGCCUCUCGUAUUUCCUCGGUCUGUAUCUCCUUACGUGUGUCGCCGGAAAUCUGACGACGUUGCCUGUGGCCACCAGCUAUACGACACCGUUUCUCAGCGACGGUUCUACAGUACUCCUCAGGUGGGCCCCACGUACAGUAAUACUGGCACGGUGGCUUCUUUUGAUUUGUUCAAGAAGAAGCCGAGCAAGUUCGCUUUUGUUAAGAGUCUGUUCCGAUCCAGAUCCGAAACGUCCGAAUCGGAUCCUAGGGUUUCUCGGGGAACGACGACGAGUUCCUCGUCAUCGUCGUGGUUAGGUUCGAUUUUCUCCGGGUGGAGCAAGAAGCAAUCGAGAUUGUGUGACGAGACCAACGCCGGCGGGCGCCGAGUCUGCCGGAUGAAUCGCGGAAUGUCCCCUGCGAGGAGGGAGGAUGAGGAGGACGACUACGAUUUGUCUCCAUCGGCCAGUGGAUACUCGUCCGAGUCGCAGGCCUGGCGGAGGACGCCGACGGCUACAGCGCCGGCGACGCGACGGGCGCGGCCUACUCUCGGGCGAAACGUGUCAGGAUUGGCGUUUUGCAUGAGUCCGUUGGUGAGGGCGAGUCCUAACAGGCAGUGGAACCAGAAGGGAAUGCCGCCGGAGAUUGGCCUCCCCGGCGAGAUUAGGGUUCAGACGAAGCCGAACCUGUCGACGGCGGCAGCGUUCUGUGCGAACAGAUCAAGGAAGCUUGCUGAUUUCGGAAGAUUCAACCACAACCAUUGAUUGCGACGACCGUUGACAUUGACCCCAAUUUGAUGAUUGUGAUUUCUUCACAAGUACGGUUUCGCCCCUGAUGUUUUCCCAGUUUUACUCCUUUUUCUUUUUUUCUUCCUUUUUGGUUUGUUUCAUAAAUUAAAAAUUACGUAAAUUAAAAAAAAAUUAUCUUUGUUUGUUUUGUACUGCUGGUGGUGGUGAUGGCAUCCCAAAUUAAACUCAAAAGAAAGGGCGUGUGUGAGUGCUUCUUCAGUUCUUCUCACUUCAACAUUGUACUUGCAUUUUUCCUUU